UUGGGCGUUCAUACCUCUUCCGGAAGCAGUGUACACUUUCGAGUUGGAUUUUGUUGAUAGCUUCGCGUGGGGUCUGAUGCGCUGUAAAGAGGAACGAUCUAACUACAGAUUCGGGAACUUCUUCUUUCUCUUCGAUACCUGUAAAUACCAGAUUAUCGCUCAUUGAUCUAGCGUGUAUGUCAAGACAAACAUGUCAUCAAAAACUUCCAACCGAAGACAUCAUCUAACUCUGAUAGCUGCUCUUGGGGUUUUGUGUUCAGUGGUACUAUUUUUUGUUUACUUUAAACCCUCAUCUACUGCAUGUUCAUCUCGGUUGGAAGAUUUGCCAUUUUUGGCAAAGGGAGAUGUUUCCUCACCUACCAAAAAGCCUGUGGAAAAGCCACUUGUGUUGCUCUGGUUCUGGCCACUGGGUGUGAGAUGGAAUUUUUCGUUCUGCCAAACCCAUUUCAACAUCGAUAGCUGUGUUCUGACAGAUGACAGAUCCCUUUAUGACAAAGCAGACGGAGUGGUUAUUUUUCACCAAGACAUCAGCUGGGACCUGAAGAACCUGCCUCAGUCUCCUCGUCCACAUUUUCAGAAAUGGAUCUGGUUUCAAUUGGAAUCACCAACAAAUACUGCCAGAAAACCAGGUGUGGAAAACCUCUUUAACCUCACUUUGGGCUAUAGACGAGAUGCUGACAUCACAGUGCGAAAUGAAUUGACAACCGUGAAGAAUGAAAAGGACAGUGAGUUUGUGCUGCCCAAGAAGGAUAAAUUGGUUUGUUGGAUUGUGAGCAACAACAAUCCUGCAACUGGGACAGGAACCAGAGCAAAGUACUAUCAAGAGCUGGUCAAACACAUCAAGAUACAUCUUUUUGGUGCUGCUUUUACAGGGAGUCGUUUGAAGUAUGAGGACUAUUACUCAACCCUUGCUAGCUGUAAAUUCUACCUUUCAUUUGAGAAUUCAAUCCACAGAGACUACAUCACAGAAAAGGUUAACGGACCACUUGUAGCAGGAACCGUACCAGUAGUCUUGGGCCCACCCAGAGAGAACUAUGAACAGUUUUUCCCAGCUGAUUCUUUCAUUCAUGUAAAUGACUUUACUAAUGCAAAGGCACUGGCUGACUUCCUUCUUCAAUUGGACAAGAAUGAUGAGAUGUAUGUAAGUUACUUCACUUGGAGGAGGUACCUUAAGGCCAAGCCCCACCUCCAGAGAAUAGAGCAAGAGUUUUCUCAACCUGUUUGUUUAGCCUGUGAAUACAUGGCAAGAGACAAAGGAUAUUAUAAUGUUUUCCACGACGUUUAUGAAUGGUACUUUGUUUGAGUGUUUAGCCAACAUUUUGUAAGCACAGAAAAUAUCUAUUUGGCUUAGCUACGUAAUUUUGCUUUCUUUUUUUGUAUCAAUUCAAAGUGUGGUCAUUCAAGGUUUUGGGGUCGAUUUUAUUUUUUUGUUUUGUAUAAUAGCCUCAGUUAUGAGGCUUACAUCUAAUUGAUGGUUGAAUGAGUGAGGAUGAUACUGUUUGUGAAAUUGUGUAAUGUGAUUUUGGACUGUUUAAUGAAAACUCCAAUUCCCAUUGGAGUUUAACUAAGUCAGAGGACCGCCCAUGAGCAAAGGUCGGGCAUCCUGGGACAGGCCCUUUUCUUCUCUUCCGAAUAAAACCCCCACCCGGGUUUUCUAUCACCAGACCAUGUUUCUCUCAAUUACGAGGGGACAAAGGUUGCAGACCAGCUUACCUUGAUAACGAGAGGGCCAAGGUUUGAGACCAGACUGCUGAAUCUUUUCACCAUCCCACGUGGUUAAACUCUUAGACUAUCGAUACCGACAGAAUAAGAACAAGUCUUUGAUAUUAAUUACUAACCUGCAGCUAUGAAUUCGGUAUCAUUGAAUGCGAAGACCGACAACCACCAAAACAUCUAUUCUAUAACGACAUGAAUGAAUGUCACUGAACCUACCAUUCUAACCACGACAGAGAGGGCGGAUAGACUCUCCAACAGAAACAAACUUUUCAACAGAGAUCCCGACAACACACUGAGCGUAAAUAUAUAUAUUGAUUGCAAUUAUUCCAGAAUGAGUGAGCGUUCAUGUACAAAGGAUUAGCAUUUCAAUUAUUAUAAUUAUCAACUUUGUAGUGUCUCAUCUCAGUUGACCCCCACUUCCCUUUUUGUCCACCAAGCUGCGAUACCGGUUUAUCCCACUAGGGAAACUCCGUUAUCAUUUCCUUGUAAUUAUCUACUGUUUGUUUAUGCAUUUCUGUUAAUUACUUAGUUAGUAAAUAAAUGAUUUAAGACAA
Messenger RNA from Oncorhynchus nerka (sockeye salmon), 2270 nucleotides. RefSeq names its product 4-galactosyl-N-acetylglucosaminide 3-alpha-L-fucosyltransferase 9-like. Lineage: Eukaryota; Metazoa; Chordata; Actinopteri; Salmoniformes; Salmonidae. Bases 191 to 1303 code for a protein of 370 amino acids. Gene Ontology annotation, molecular function: alpha-(1->3)-fucosyltransferase activity. The record is from RefSeq and is a predicted model, not a curated record. The transcript has 2 exons. Gene Ontology annotation, cellular component: membrane.